Molecule: messenger RNA, 1280 nt
Organism: Amoebophrya sp. A25
Lineage: Eukaryota; Dinophyceae; Syndiniales; Amoebophryaceae
Source: the annotation of a GenBank genome assembly
GGAAAUCUUAUCGCCGAGUAGAUUCGCAUCGUCAUGCGUAUUACCUCUAGGCCCUUCGACCGUCAAGAGGUUAUCCUCGUCAUCCUGAAGGCUGUUCUAAUUUUCUGGGAUUCAACUACAACGGCAAGCUACGCAGUGCGGAGGUGCUGGUGAAGAAAGAAGGCCCUGUCCUGAUUCGCCGCGCCGAGACGCAUCAGGAUUUGUUUGCUUGCAUAGAAGGGUAUUACGGACGAGAAUAGGUCUGUGUACCAUGUCGCCAAGUGGACUCCGAUAGGUCUGACUGACAGGAUGAUGUGGCCCCGUAUUUGUGAAAAUGCGUGUGGGUGUACGACUGAGAAGAUGUUGGUUGAGGACGUAUUCUCACGGCUAAGUACUACGUUGUAUUGUUCGAGUUUUGGGUUGUCAUUAUAUAUGAUAGAGAGCGCUGUGGCGAAGUCGAUGUCGAAGAUGUUGUGAAUACUAGAUCUAGAGGGACGCACCUACGAGAACAACACAGAUUGAUCUAUGGUUUUUUCAUGGGAGUACAUACUGCUCGCAGCACUGCUCUCCGUAUACUACUAUCAUGAGUUGAACAAGACGCAUACUGCAAAAGACAAAGGAAUGACACACAAUGAAUGGCAUAGAGUUCACAUGUUAUGAGUGGGAGCACAAUCUCAGAUACCAGUGUGACUGAGCAGAUUUGAUAUCAUAAAUGAAAGUCGAUAAGUCCUUCCUUCAAAUCCUAACCGAUGCCGCGAUACCAUUCAAGAGCAAUUAGCUUACCCUUAAAAUAUCAUGUGUCAGCCAAUCUAUCUACUCUAAUUCCACUUCUAAGAAACCGGCGCUAUCAUUUAAAGUCUAAAUUUCUGUCCGAUCUUAUCUUUUUGCUAUUCCUAAAGAGUUGCAAUAUUUUCAUAGAGGUUUGGAAAAAAUCGCUACAAACAACAAAGAGUGAGAGUGUCGACUUGCGUGAGCAAUCAGAUGCAUGGCCCGUACUAAUGGCAGCAACUACAGAGUUAGAACGAAGUACCAGAGCGAGAGCUCUGGCCCGCUGGAAAGUCAUAUGGAAGUCGAUCCUUCCGAAGAGUAACGAGAGUGGAGCACUUUUUUUGACUCGUAACGAGCGACUGACGAGCACGAGUUGCCUCCGCAUGUUAAGGACCCGAGUGUCUGCGGCUCUUCUUUAUUUCAUCCCUUUCACUUUGAAGAUGAAAGAACAAACACAAUUGAAGUUCUUGAUCUCUCUACAUUCCGAUGUCCCCGAACAUAAAUCGGUCCUUCGACGUUCUGAAAGUUCUUAA